Anolis carolinensis (green anole) is the source of this 4330-nucleotide messenger RNA. It is a transcript of the gene vars2, whose product is annotated as valyl-tRNA synthetase 2, mitochondrial. Gene Ontology annotation, molecular function: valine-tRNA ligase activity; ATP binding; aminoacyl-tRNA deacylase activity. Lineage: Eukaryota; Metazoa; Chordata; Lepidosauria; Squamata; Anolidae. Gene Ontology annotation, cellular component: cytosol. Bases 277 to 3522 code for a protein of 1081 amino acids. The transcript is spliced from 31 exons. The record is from RefSeq and is a predicted model, not a curated record. Gene Ontology annotation, biological process: valyl-tRNA aminoacylation.
GAAGGAUCCUUCUUCUCUUCCUCUCUGCCUAGUUCUUCCGCUCUGGCGUGCCUCACUUCCCAUCAUACACCUCACUCGGAAGAGACCACAGAGAAGCGGCACAAGCUAGACUGUCUCUUACAUGGGGCCUGAUGGAGGUGACUUACAAUAUCUCAUCGAGUCUCAACCAAUUCAACAUAGUUUGUGGCAGCCACAAAAACGAAGUUUCUGGAGUAUAACAACUACUUUCAAAUGAAGGGAAGAUUUUGUGACAAUUGAAAGCUUCCACUUCCAAGCAUGCCAUCACUAUCACUUAAUUCUGCUCGAAAUCUGUGUUUCUGCCGUCUGCUUCUCCGGCUUCGCAAGAGACAUUGGGAUGCUCCUGCCAACUGGAGGAAUUAUUCCCAAGCCAACAAGCAUGAGACUCAUGGGCAAGUGGGGAAAAUGGCCCAUUUGAAAAAUAGGGCAGAGAAACAGAAGCGGCAGCGGGAGAAGCUGGCCGCCAUUGAAGCUGGACUGACUGCUGGGAUAAAGGAUGAGCGUCCAAACCAAGGAAAGGGCAGAGGUGCAAAAGACAUGGCUCUGUACGACAUCCCAACUGUAGCAGGUGAAAAGAAAGACACUUUGGGGCCUCUGCCCAUCUCCUAUAGCCCACGCUAUGUUGAAGCUGCUUGGUAUGCUUGGUGGGUGAAAGAAGGAUUUUUCAAACCAGAAUACCAGCAUCAUUUGCUGAAUCAGAAGCCGGAAACAUUUUCUCUCUCUAUUCCUCCACCUAACGUCACAGGGUCUCUGCACCUGGGUCAUGCUUUGACUGUGGCUAUUGAAGAUGCUUUGGUACGGUGGAAAAGGAUGCAAGGCUAUAAAGUCCUGUGGGUUCCAGGUUCAGAUCACGCUGGAAUUGCCACUCAGGUUGUGGUAGAAAAAAAGAUCUGGAAGGAGCAGGGAGUCCGGAGAAAAGAGCUCACGCGAGAGGCAUUCCUCCAAGAAAUUUGGAACUGGAAAGAAGAAAAAGGGAAUGAAAUAUUUCAACAGCUGAAGGUGAUGGGGGCAUCACUGGAUUGGGACCGAGUCUGUUUCACCAUGGAUUCUAGAUUCUCCCAGGCAGUGACUGAGGCCUUUGUGCGACUGCAUGAGCAAGGCCUGGUAUAUCGAGACAGGCGCCUGGUGAACUGGUCGUGUGCUUUGAGGUCAGCCAUCUCUGACAUUGAGGUGGAGAACAGGCAGCUUGAAGGUCGGACAGAGCUCUCAGUGCCUGGUGUCCCAGGCAAAGUACCAUUUGGACUCUUGGAGACAUUUGCGUAUAAGGUGGAAGGAGAGGAAGGUGAGGAGCUUCCUGUAGCCACAACCCGCCCAGAGACGAUGUUAGGCGACGUGGCAGUUGCUGUCCAUCCAGAUGACCCACGGUAUACACAUCUCCAUGGGAAGAGGCUCUGUCAUCCAUUCACUGGGCAGCUCAUACCUGUCAUUACAGAUGCCUUGGUGGAGCAGAAGAUGGGCACAGGGGCUGUGAAAGUGACACCAGCACAUAAUUAUGCCGACUAUGAAUUGGCUCAUAGGCAUGGACUGCCUUUGCUUUCCGUGAUUGAAGAAGAUGGUACAAUGACUGCAGAGUGUGGGGAAUGGCUGCAGGGCCUGAAUAGGUUUGUGGCCCGAGAGAAGGUGUUGGCUGCUUUGAAGGAGAAAGGUCUUUACCGAGGUGCAAAAGAACAUCCCUUGGUGCUUUCUCUUUGCAGCCGCUCAGGGGAUGUGAUUGAAAUUCUCCUAAAGAGCCAGUGGUUUGUCCGGUGUGAAGCAAUGGCUCAUAAGGCCUUAGAGGCUGUGGAAUCUGGAUGCCUGAAGUUAAUGCCUGAAUUUCAUGAGAAGAACUGGAAAACUUGGCUCUUGAGUACCGGUGACUGGUGUAUUUCCCGCCAGCUCUGGUGGGGUCAUCAGAUUCCAGCCUAUCGAGUCACUGUUUCUGGGUUGCCUGGCGUUGGAGAGGAGGAGAGUGAUGGAUCCUGGGUAGUGGGUAGAACAGAAGCAGAAGCUCGGAGAAAAGCAGCAUGCGUGUUGGGAAAAUCAGAAAAGGAUCUGGUGCUGGUGAGAGAUGCUGAUGUCUUAGAUACCUGGUUCUCCUCUGGCCUCUUUCCUUUUGCUGCACUGGGCUGGCCCCAUAAUACAGAAGACCUCAAGCAAUUUUAUCCCAAUGGCCUCUUGGAAACAGGAAGCGACCUUUUAUUCUUCUGGGUGGCCCGGAUGGUGAUGCUGGGAAAACAACUAACAGGAGAGCUACCUUUUUCUCAGGUAUUCCUUCACACAAUGGUCCGUGAUGCUCAUGGCCGGAAGAUGAGUAAAUCUCUUGGGAAUGUGAUUGACCCUCUGGAUGUUAUCCAUGGGGCUCCUUUGCAGAUUUUACAGGAGAAGCUUCGAAGUAGUAAUUUGGAUCCAAGAGAGGUUGCCAUUGCUGUGGAAGGCCAGCGCCGAGAUUUCCCUCAAGGAAUUCCUGAAUGUGGCACAGAUGCUUUAAGGUUUGCCCUCUGCACAUAUUUCGCACAAGGCAAUGGCAUUAACCUGGAUGUAGCCACAGUGGAGAAUGCUAAUCGCUUUUGCAACAAGGUGUGGAAUGCCCUGAAGUUCACUUUGGCAGCCUUGGGAGAAGGAUUUAACCCACUGGAUCCAGAGGAGGUCUUCCCUAACUCCCCAAUGGAUAAGUGGAUCCUCAGCCGUUGCUAUCACACAGCAGUAGACUGUGCUCACUGGUUUGAGAAAUAUGAACUGCAUUCUGUUGCCUCUUCGGUCCAUCUUUUCUGGCUGUGUGAUUUUUGUGAUGUCUACUUGGAAUCUGUAAAACCCAUAUUGAGGAGUGGGGAUCCAACUCGGCUCCUAGUCACCCGCCAGACAUUGUACUCCUCUGUGGACGUGGCUCUGCGCCUUCUCUCUCCCUUUAUGCCUUUCCUCACAGAGGAGCUAUGGCAGCGACUUCCCAAGACUUCCCGGUCUCCUCCCAGCAUCUGUGUGGCCAAAUACCCCAGCAAAGAGCAGCUGACUCAUUGGUGUCAUCCUGAGGAAGAAGCAAACUUUCUGUUGGUACAGGAAGUCAUCAAAGUAGUGCGUAAUAUAAGGGCGACAUAUCAGCUCACUAAAGCUCGGCCAACAGUGUAUGUCAUCUGCCAAGAGACAGUUCCACUUGGUGCCUAUAAGAACUACCAGGACGCAUUGCAAACGUUGUCCUUGGCUGGAUCUCUGAGGAUUCUCCCAGACUUUGAAGGAGCAGAGCCGCUUGCAAGCUGUGUGAUUGCAAGGGCAAACGAUCACACCGACAUCUAUGUAGAUCUCCAGGGAUUCGUUGACCCCCAGAAGGAGCUCCUCAAAUUGACAUCUCGGUGGCAGAAACUGGAUCGGCAGCUGGCAGAUCUCACUGUACGGAUGGAAGGGAGCAGGUAUCGGGAGCAGGCCUCCCUCAAGGCCAGGACUGCCCACCAGCAAAAGAUCUCCUUGCUUCGCUCAGAGUUGGAGAAGGUGGAACAGGCUGUAACAACCUUUCAGAAGAUGACUACGAAGUAAAGAUUGCCUCUGGAUAGGAACGAGUAAUGAGAACCAGCAGAAUUAAAUGUAUUCCAGAUAACUGGAUACAUUCUGAGACAGAAGAGACCAAGCACUAGGGAAGCUGCUGGAAAGUUCAUAGGGUCCUGAAGCAACACAUUUUGUGAUGGAGCUCAUCUGCUGAGACCAGUGUGUACUGCCUUCGUUUGGCCACUGGGAGUCAACAGCUAAAUUCUAGAAACCUCUUUAUACAGACUUGCAACAAAACUCAUAGCACUCCCAUAAAAGAGAUAUUUCUGUGUAGCAAAAUUCAACCAUGACUGCAAGGGCUGAGAGCUAUAAGAAUGUCUAGAACCCUUGUAUGACCAGUAGUGGUCACUCUUUUGACUCAGGAAAGCCACACAUUAUUCAUAUUUCUUGGAAGGUAAAGCAUCAGGUAUUCCAAUUCUUUCUGCAUUCUGCCUGAUUCUUCUUAAGUGAUGAAUUCACACAUUGUGUAUGUGUAAUUUUGGUUGUCUUUGGCGAUAGCAGUUCACCUAAUCAUGGAAGUUGGAAUUUUGCUCUUGUGAGAGCAUCGAAAAAGCUUUCGGGAAGCUGUUCCAUUUAUUAUAUCAGUUUUCAUGAGUGUACUCCAGGAAAUGUUUAAAAUACUUCAUUUGGAAAAAGAUUAUACAAAGAACCCUUGGCUGGUUAUAUUAAUUAUACAGAUUUGAAAGACCCUGACUUUGAAAAAAAAUGCAUAUUUCAUUAGAACUUGAAAUGAGAUAUUAGAUGGUUUGAAAUGUAUAUAUUUUAUUAAAAUGCAAUGGAGUGGAAGAAACUGGCCAAA